ACCUACGAGGUACCAAUUAAUCGUAGGCCAUCAUUGUUAAGAACAAUAGAGUAUCGAUAUGUGGUUAAUUCUCUCAAGUUGGAUAGUAGUAAUAUGAGACCAUUGCGACAAUUUAGACGAAGUAGAACAAUGCCAAUAA
Molecule: messenger RNA, 139 nt
Organism: Scutellospora calospora
Lineage: Eukaryota; Fungi; Glomeromycota; Glomeromycetes; Diversisporales; Gigasporaceae
Source: the annotation of a GenBank genome assembly